Molecule: messenger RNA, 4265 nt
Organism: Orcinus orca (killer whale)
Lineage: Eukaryota; Metazoa; Chordata; Mammalia; Artiodactyla; Delphinidae
Gene: RUNDC3B
Product: RUN domain containing 3B
Exons: 13
Coding region: 409-1836 (475 amino acids)
Source: RefSeq, a predicted model, not a curated record
CCGCAGCUGGGGAGCCAGUGGCGGCCGAGCGCGGGUGGUUGGGCCUGCGGGGCCUGCGGGCACGCGCCUGCGCGGCCGCCGAGGUCCCUGGGGGAAGUAGGGGAGCUGCUGACGCCGGCCUGCACGCGCCUCCCGGCGGCUGGCGGCGCGCGCAAGGGCGGGGGUGGUGCGUGCGUGUGUGUGGUGUGUGUGUGUGUGUGUGUGUGUGGAGCUCUGGCGCGGAGCGCCAGCCACUAGUCCCCGGGUGCGAAUCCCCCACCGUCCUCCACACCCUCCCUCCGUCCCCCCCUCCUUCCCUUCCACCCUCCCGCGGCCCCACGGCCGCAAGCAGAGCGAGAGCUCGGGGAAGCAGGUGUGGGCAGCGGGCGGGGUCGCACGAGACAAAAGGGGCGCGGGGGUCAGCCCGCCAUGGCCUCCCGGAGCCUGGGGGGCCUGGGCGGGAACCGCGGCGGGGGCGGCGGCGGCGGCAGGAAGAGCCUGAGCGCCCGCAACGCCGCGGUGGAGAGGAGGAACCUGAUCACGGUGUGCAGGUUUUCUGUGAAGACCCUGAUUGAUCGGUCCUGCUUUGAGACAAUUGAUGAUUCUUCUCCUGAAUUUAACAAUUUUGCCGCUAUUUUGGAACAGAUUCUAAGUCACCGGCUGAAAGAGAUUUCCCAAAGUUGCCGAUGGCUGGCUCAUCUCCAAAUACCUCUUCAAGGUCAAGUAACCUGGUUUGGUUAUGAAAGUCCUCGUAGCUUCUGGGACUAUAUCAGAGUGGCUUGCCGGAAAGUUUCACAGAACUGUAUCUGCAGCAUUGAAAAUAUGGAAAAUGUCAGUUCCUCUAGAGCUAAGGGUAGAGCCUGGAUCAGAGUAGCACUCAUGGAAAAACAUUUAUCUGAAUACAUCUCUACAGCUCUGAGAGACUUCAAAACAACCAGGAGAUUUUAUGAAGAUGGAGCAAUUGUCUUGGGUGAGGAAGCAAAUAUGCUUGCUGGCAUGCUGCUUGGACUCAAUGCUAUUGAUUUCAGCUUCUGCCUGAAGGGAGAAGGAUUAGAUGGCAACUUUCCUGCUGUAAUAGACUAUACACCAUAUUUGAAGUUUACCCAAAGUUCUGACAGCAUCAGCAGUGAUGAGGAAGAGCUGAGGACUUUGGGAAGCAGUGGUAGUGAAAGCAGCACUCCAGAGAACAUCGGGCCUCCUUUCAUCAUGGAUGAGAAUAGUUGGUUCAACAAGUGUAAGAGAGUUAAACAAAAAUAUCAGCUAACACUGGAACAGAAGGGUUAUCUUGAAGAACUCUUACGACUUCGAGAGAACCAGCUGUCUGAAUCUGUCGCUCAGAAUAAAAUACUACUACAGAGGAUUGAAGAUUCUGAUCUGGCUCAUAAAUUGGAGAAGGAACAACUAGAAUAUAUAAUUGUGGAGCUUCAAGAUCAGCUGACUGUGCUAAAGAAUAAUGAUUUAAGAUCAAGACAAGAGUUAACUGCCCACCUCACCAACCAGUGGCCUUCCCCAGGAGCUCUGGAUGUCAAUGCUGUUGCCUUGGAUACGUUGCUUUACCGAAAACACAAUAAACAGUGGUAUGAAAAAAGUUGUCAAAGUCUUGACCAGUUAUCAGCUGAAGUUAGCCUUUCUCAGACUUCACUGGAUCCAGGUCAGUCACAAGGAGGUGGAAAACGAGACACAUUAAAUUUAAUCAGUGAAGUCAUGUUAGGACACAGUGAGAAGACUGCUGUCUGUGAACCAGGAAAUGGACUAUCACCGGACAGUGAAUCUGCAGGCACCUUGAUCUUGGAUCUCCCAGUCUCCAGAACCGUAAAGAAGAUACUCCCUCAUUACUUGGUCUCUGUGGGUCUCUAACAUCAGUGGCAAGUUACAAAUCUCUAACAAGCCUAAAAUCUAAUGACUACCUUGCAAGUCCUACAACAGAGAUGACAAGUCCAGGUCUAACUCCAUCCUGAAAAAUUUUAUGUAAAAGCCAAAAGUUUUUAUGUUGCAAAUGUUCUAUUUAUGUAAGUUUGACUGCUGGGAAAACAUCUGGAAUUUUAUAUUGCUCUGGCACAUGUCUGGAAUUCUGUCGCUUAUAUUAGAGAAUUCAGUCCACUCCAUGUAAACUUCUAAGUGAAAACAAAAUGACUCUGACACUUUUCAUUUUAAAAUUCCUAUAUUUGUCACUGAGGAAGUUUAAAAAUGAAUAGGCUUAAAAAAAACUUUCAGAGAUCCUCUAAGUUAAUCAUCCAUGGCAAAUUGUACACAUUUAUUAUUGAGCUGAUUUUCAUAUAUUUAAACGUGUCAUAAUUGCCAGAGACCGAGUUCAAGGUUUUAUUCUAGAGACUUAAGCUAAGUAUUUUCUUUUGCUCUUUUAUUCAGUGAUUAAAUUUUCUAAGAAUGAGUUACUUCAUUUUUCAUGAAUUUCUUCCCAAGUUCUGAUAUUGAAAUGCCUUGUCUUUAAAGUGAAGAGAAAGGUUCUUAGCUGCAGUUUCACAGUGGCUUAUUCAGUUUUUCUUUAUCAUUUGGCAUCAACCUAACAUUCCACUUAACAUUUUAUAAAUUUUGUAGGAUGUGUCGUUAGGCAGUUACUAAAGUUGUUAGGGUCACAGGGAAAGUGUUUCACAGUAUUUUAGACCAUUAAGGUAAAGUGAAUACAUUUUUUGUUUUUCCAAGAUUUUCUUAAAAGUUUAUCAAUUUCAAAAUUGAUCAAAUUUAUGUCUCAUAAACUGGAAACAUUUAAAAAUGUAGAGCAGAUUUUGAAAAAGUAUUUUAUCAGGAAAGAGUUCAAGUUCAUUUAAGAUCUGAGAAGCUUUUAAAGUUAAGGAUCAGUAGGCUAAUCACCAUACUUAACAAUGUGUCUGACAUCCAGUGCUGUUUUCUGCCUCGUAUGCAAGAAUGAAUUGUGUCAUACAUGCUUUACAGCUUCUGUCAUUAAUCAUACCAUAAUCUCAUUUUAAAAUUGAUGUUAAUGUUAAAAGUUACUCCACUUCUACAGGUAAAAAAUUAGUUUUUUUUUAAAAAGCCAUGAGCCGGCUUUUAAAUUUUUGCAAAUUUUGGAACUGUACAUUUGUCCCUAAAAAUUCCACCAUGUUGAAAGAGAAAAUGUAUGAAGUAUAUUUUCUGUAGUAAGUGAUAUGAGGAAAACAUGAUCAGCUGUGCCAAAGAAGUUUUUAUACAUUGUUUACAUGAAGAGGCUACUACAGUACUUAUUGGGGACUUCAUAUGCCAUUUUUAUUUGUUAACAAAACACUACAUUCAAACUUAGUAACUUUGACAUAUAGAAUGUUCCUCCUAAAAUAUUUGAUUGAGAGGAGACAAGAAGCACUUGUUACAGUCAUUCUUUGUAUUAGAAAUGUGGGAGUGUGGUGGUUCUCUGAAAUAUUUAGAGCGUUACGCUCAUCAUUUGGAAUUUAAGAUAAUAAAUAGUAACAAGGCUAGUCUUAUAUGUAAGACCAUUCAAACAGUGUCAUUUCAGGGACAAAGAAGCCCUGAAAUCCCUUAAAAUAAAUUAUCUUAGAUGUACCAGAACAUAUUCAGAGCUUUAUUCCUUUAGCUUGAGGCUUUAGUACUUGCAGUAAUGCAAAUAUUGAGAAAUGGUACCUUUCUUCUUAAUUCUGUACACAUUAUUGUGAGUGAGAGGUAUCUAAAGCAAUCUGUAAUCAGCCUGGGGGAACAGAAGGAAGGUUUAAAUGGGGACAGUGGAAACCUUGGGAGGAGGGAAUGAGAAUGGUUAAGGAGGGGAACUUCAAAAAUUUUAGGCUAGCCUUAAGCACUAUUGCUGCUUUCCUAACAGCUAUCAGAAUGUUUAAAUGCUUUCAUUCAUGGUCCACUCUCAAAUGUCAUUUAUUAUCCUUCAGUAAUUAAAAAAAAAAUCAUUGUUAAAUUUUUUCCAUACAUUUUUAUAAUAUAGAAACACAAGGUUCCAUAAUUGAUCAAGUUUUUCAGAUUUGCCUAAUGUGUAUAAUAACUUGUGCAUCUUAACAUGCUGCUAAAUGCAGAUUUAAACAUGACAUCUGAGGAUAAUGACUUUUUCUCCUUUCUUGGAGCUCUUGGUAUAAAAUUCAUCUGCUAAUGUGACUUCAGGUUUCUACACAGUUCAUUCCACACUAGUUAUAGAGGUAGUUUGUUAAUGUUUGCAUGAGGUAUGUCUCAAUCUUUAAUUUUAGGUGGUAGUGUUUCUUGUUCACACACCCUCCCCUAUAUAGAAUGCUAAACUAUAUGCUACUAUUUCCAUGUGUAUUUUGUUGCCUUGAUGUACGACACUUGUUGCAUGUAUAUUAAACAUUUUGUACCAUGCA